CCGGACCAAUUGUCGCGAAGAUUGGCACGGAUUACCAAAUAAGGAAGUCUGAAAAUGGAGUUGCUCUAUUGUUCUUGGUAGGCGCAUUGUUCCCAGCGGGAUUGUGUCGAGCAGCAACCACCGACCUUAUUCUUCUGAAAUAACAAAAGGCCACAACUUCGCCAUGCCUUUUCGCGAUAGAGCUUCGCUCGUUCUUUCCUUACCACUUGCUUUCAUCUCUCUACACGUUCCUUAGCUCGGCAUGUUGUCGAGCAUACUUGCUGCUACUUUCGCCUUUGGCGCGUCUGUCGUCGCGCAAUCUUCGUCUUCUGUUGUAUGCGUUGCGGGUCAAUGUCUGCAAGGUUUUUCUAAUGUAACUCUUGGAGCAACACUCUCAGCAUCUGGAAUAUCGACCGAUGUUCUUCUUCUUCCUGGACAGUAUACAUCCACGACUAGCCCAGAGCUUCUUCAUGAACUGUUGACGUCUUCUUCUGCAAAACUUUCUCCAUCUACCGGCUUCGGCAACUCGAGCGCCGGAUCUUCAGUUGCUCUCCCACUAAAUAUUGCACUUCAACCAGGUAUCGCGAUCUACCCGCAAGCUUUCUAUUCGGGUCAAGGCUCAUAUUCGAGCCUCCCCACGUCCCCCGUUGGAAAUACGUCCAUCCCAAUAUCUGCUUCCUCAUUUGCCCUUUCAGGGAACGUAUGGGCAGCUGUAUCAGCCGGAAGCAACAGCCGUGUCAUCUUGUGGAACUCUGUUCCUGAUGUCAGCCAGCUCCCUGCUAGCGCAUCAGGGUCCCUGUCGUUGCUCAACAUGCAAUCAUCAUCCUGCUCGCCGGCUUGUUCCGGGAAUGGCAUCUGUUCCGCUUCUGGGACGUGUCAAUGUCCAAGCGGUUUCACUGGUUCAUCUUGCGAGUCGUGCUCCUCUGGUUUCUUCGGACCGAAAUGCCAGGCAUGUCCGUCAGGGUGUACUUCUUGUGAUGAUGGAAUUUCGGGCACCGGGCGUUGCUUGGUGCCAGUAGUGGCGAACCUACCAUCGAGCUGCAAUUGUAUCAACGGAGAAUGUGGUUCUAACGGACAGUGUACUUGUAUCGCCGGCUGGACGUCGGCGUCAAACGGAACCCAAUGUGCUGCAUGUGCGGCCGGCUUCUUUUUAGACACGAACGGGAAUUGUGAAAUUUGUCAGCUGGGCUGUCAGCAGUGUGCCGAUGGCAGCGGGGACUGCAUCACUUGCUCAUCGGGGUUUACUCAGGACGGAAACGACCGCACAAAGUGCGAUGCCACUCCGCAAACUACGUCAAAUGGCACGGUUUGUCCUGAUGGAAGCUACGGUUCUGGGUCUACUUGCGCGAUUUGUUCGCCGCUUUGCACGACCUGUACCGGGCCGAAUUCGAACAAUUGUGUCAUUUGCGGAUCCGGCACGUACAAGUUUAAUGGGUCGUGCAUUACGACCAGCACAGGCGGCGUCUGCCAGGGUUCCAAUUUGAUUGCCAAUAAUAACAAGCAUGAAUGUGACACUUGUGGACCGAAGUGCACGACUUGCCAGAUAUCCAAUUUUAAUGUGGCAUCUACAGUCGAUCAAGCUCAGUGCACUGGUUGUCUUCCUGGUUUCGUCUUGUCACAAGGGAAGUGUGUCACAAGUUGCCCGUCGGGUACUUUCCUUUCUCCUCAAGAUAAUUUGACAUGCACAGCUUGUUCUUCAUCCUGUACUAGCUGUGCGGGCAGCGCCACCACCUGCUUGACAUGCGCAAACAAUUUGCUUGCUUCGAACGGGCAAUGCGUCAAUUCUUGUCCUUCCAACACGUUUAGUUCUUCUGGGGCCUGCGUUCCCUGCCACCCAGACUGUGCAACAUGUUCAGGCGCAUCCUUCAAUCAAUGCACAAGUUGCAACAAAGCGCUCCCUGUCCUCACAAGCGGGCGUUGCCUUGCUACUUGUAGCCAGAAUCAGUAUUUCGACACAACGUCCUCGACAUGCCAGUCUUGCGAUUCCAGCUGUGCUAGUUGUUCAGGCGCUGGUCCUAAUAGCUGCCUCGCUUGCUCAAGUUCCAGUCAAGUUUUGCGUGGGGGUACUUGCACUUCAGCCAACUGCACGAGCGGUACAAGUGUUGUCCCAAGUCUUGGGGCAUGCCUUUCAGAACUUGUAGUACUCACACCUUCUGGUACGAGCUCAGGCGCGCUUCCUACGAUUACUGGGCUAUCGACUCCUAUGACGACCACAACAACCCAACGAUUGCAGUGGUGGGAGAUUUUGCUCAUGGCACUUGGAUGUGCUUUCAUCUUUGUGGCCUUUUUGUGGUGCUGGCGCCGUCGAGCCCGGAAGCAGCGAGCAAAGGACACAGCGGCAUUUGCGUCUGCUAAAGCCCUUCCUCACAAGCAUAACUGGAGAUGGCACCUUGUACGCUUUGGAGAGAGGCUUUUUGGGCACAACCGCAGACAUCCGCGGCCUGAGACGGAGGAAAUUUCCUUAUGGAAACUGCGCGCUGCGGAGGAGGCGCGGCACUAUAAGGAAAUGGAUAAGCUCAUAGGUGCACACGAGCACUCUCGCUCGGGAUCGAGCCGGUCUCCUUCGCCUCUCCCUUCGCUUCAUCACUACAAGCGUCGCGGAUCUCACGAUUACUCCGACGCGCACAGCUCUAAUAGGCUAUCGGCGGGUUCCAUGUAUUCCCAGGUGACGGGGAUGGUUCGUACCGGACCUGAACCUCGGCAGCCUGUCAAGUCGAACCUAUUGUCUUCUCGGUUUUCAACAACGACACUUGGAUCUUCGGUACCCAAGAAACCAAACGUGUUGAAACGUCAGCCAACACCUUCUAAACCGCCAACCGCCGCUGAGGAGUACGCUGCGUCCGUAAGGCAAUCCCCGGAACCUGACACAUCGUAUUGGAUAACACCCACAGAUACGGGCGGAUCUCGCAACCCUUUCCGUAAAUAAGCAAUGUUUUCUCAUAAUUCUGCAUGGACCUCGAGGAUUAGACUGGAUCUUUUUACCCACCCCGAUCUUUACAAGUUUAUAUAACCACGCGCAUUGUACACAUUUUUUUUUCGUCACUAUACUGUAGCUUACGAGUAGAUUUUGGUUGCUCUAAUAUAACGCAACCCCUUGUAUGGAGCGUAAUGUAGCACUUUUAGGAUUAGCUGUCUCUAGCAGUCUGCAAAUAAGUUGGUUGCGGUUUCAGCU
Molecule: messenger RNA, 3151 nt
Organism: Suillus clintonianus
Lineage: Eukaryota; Fungi; Basidiomycota; Agaricomycetes; Boletales; Suillaceae
Product: growth factor receptor domain-containing protein
Exons: 6
Coding region: 242-2905 (887 amino acids)
Source: RefSeq, a predicted model, not a curated record